AGGAAGAGGGGGAGAGCGAGGAGAUGGAGGUGAUGCAAGCGUUGUUUGACUUGCGGACUGCACCCGCCAUUGCGGCGGUGCACGUAUGAAAUGACCCAGGGGUCGGUGGGGGCGUUGUGCUGACGAGGUAUGACAAGGUGCUGCCUGAUGAGGAGUGCGGUUUCGGUUUAGAGACAUCAAUGCAGACAUAACGUUUAGGGAUAGACAGUUGCUAGGAUGGAGGUUGUUUACCAGGUGGGUCUGUCGGUUGAUGGGUGGUAGCUCAUCGCCUCAAAGGAGGUCACGGCGACGAUGACGCGGUAGGUGUCUUAGGACCCAAACUGUGCAACACUCGGACCGCCGGUCUCAUGCUUGACUGUUUGCUCCCACGCUCACCUGGAUUGCGUCUGCGACCCGUAGAGUAUGGUCUUGACGUAAGAUACACUCACACGUGGGGGACCCUAGGGGGGCGUUUGCUCUUGCCCUGUCUUCGGCCCUGUACACCGGCUUGUACGCUCGCCCUGGUGUUUAAAUCCGAGUCCGAAUUGGCUGCAGGAAAGGGGUUCCGGUGGCCUUGCAUGUGUGAUAAAGUAUGUAUUUACUGAGUACUGUACGGUUAUUGCGGUUGACUAGUACGGCGUGCACGAUUAAUGACUAAAUGACUUUUUCUGUCUUCAAUGAUAUUUUCCUCUUUCGAAUACAUGACAGGCUUAGGGCUCCUCUUCUUUUUUUAGUAAUAGCUGCUGUGUCUCGGACUUUAGGUUUGCGGACUUCUGCAGCGGUUAGGUUUCAUAGCGCUUUUAGCUUUUAGGUCACUCGUGAUGAGCGCUCCAUGCCAGCAAGUUUCCGAAAUAUUCUAAGACCUGGUUUAACCUUCUCUUACUGUUACCAACGACGAAUGUCGCUUGCCUCUAAAGCCGCUCUUGCAGUUCCCAAGGACCGUGCAAACCUCUUGGACCGCGCUUGGAGCGAGGCAGCCCAGCUGUACCUGCAGGAGCUGGUCCCGCGCUUCGACCCCUGGCUGCAGUCAGCGCUCGUCGAGCUUCGGCAGCAUGAGCUGCCUGCCGGGCCCAUCAUCGUGCCCUGCUGCGGACCGGGUCACGAGGUGGUUCUGCUGCAUCAGCUGUACGGCGGUCGUCGUACAGUGCUGGGUCUGGACCUAUCUCAGGGCAUGGUGGCACUCGCCAAACAGGCCAUCCAAGACUACCUACAGCAGCAGCAGCAGCUGCAGCAAAGGGACAGAGGGGCUGGAGGGGCCGCAGCAGUAGCUGCUGCUGCCGAGCCAGUAGUUCCGGCGACACCGCUAGAUGCCCGGGUGGCCGAUGCGAGCUGUCUAGAUGGCUACGGACCAGCGGCGGCGGUUGUGUCGGUGUUUGGUCUGCAGCAGAUGGGACCCCUGGCGCCUCAGGCACUUGCUUCCUGGGCGCGAUGCCUGGCGCCUGGGGGCUUGGCGGUGGUGGUGUUGUGGCCGACCAACGUGGAGCGCAGUGGCCCAUGGGUCACUUUUGACCAGGUGGUGCUCGAGAAGGCGGCAGCGGACGCCGGCCUGCCGCCCCCCGCCCCUGACGCUGCUGCCUGCUCUCCUCGCAGCGAGUGGGAGGUGCAGCUGACCCAGCCAUGUGUCCGGGAGGUGCCGGGGGUGGAGUUGUUGACGGACCGGCUGGUAACCCACCCGAUCGAGUGGGACUCGCUGAACAACUUCUGGCAGGUUAUGACGGAGGGAGGCCCCUGGCGUGCGCGGCGCCUAGCCCAGGGGGAAGAGGUCAUGAGCGACCUGCGCAACCGCUUCUUCUCCAAGUUGAUUGCUGCAUGUGGGGACGCAGGCAGCCAGGAGCCACUGCUCCGGGAAGCACCGCACCACUUGCAGCGGGAGCCAGGGCAGCACCAGGAGCAGCAGGGGCAGCAGCAGCAACGUAACCAGCAGCAGCAGCAGCAGGAGGGUGGGCGGUUGGUGCAUCAUCCGUCCGCAAGAUUGAUAGUCCUGCGCAGGAGGCGGGAGGAGGGGCUGCAGCAGGAGCAGCUGGAGCAGAAGGAGGCGGUUGCGGGUGACCAGCAGUGGCAGGAACAUGGUAGUGGUGGAGGAGGUGGUGGUGCGGAGCUGGAGGGGCGGGCUAACCGUUUGAGCACGGUAGCUGUGAAGUUGUAACAGACGUUGCAAGCACCGCUGCUGUCGAUGGAGGCGGAGCUGUUUGUCGGGUACCAUAUGUGCGUAGCCCUGUUGAGGGUAGCUCCGUAGAGGGUGGCUCCGUAGGUCAGCGUCUUUGGCCAAGUAAUGACGUCCUUUGCAAGGUAUUCCCUUGGCUUGUAGACGGGGCAGCGAAGGAGCGGGGGGUCAAAGACCAUAUCAAACCAUAGGAGACCACAAGGGGGGGGGUGCAGGGCCAGGGCUGCUGAAGCUGGAAAGCGGGGGGCGCUGUUGCGCUGUGCUGUUUCGUACGUCAAAGCAACCGGAA
Molecule: messenger RNA, 2432 nt
Organism: Astrephomene gubernaculifera
Lineage: Eukaryota; Viridiplantae; Chlorophyta; Chlorophyceae; Chlamydomonadales; Astrephomenaceae
Source: the annotation of a GenBank genome assembly